GAUUGAAAAUUCAACAUUUGUGCAUAAGUAUAUAUUAGAGAGAGCUGUUGGUAGUUCAAUAUACGUAUAUUAAGUGAUUGAUAUUAUUCAGUUAAUGAAAUGAACACAUUGUUAUUACAUGUUAAGUUCUGACUGUUUCUACAGUGACUUGGGUUUCAUUCAUAUUUAGUAGUAUUUAACAACAAUUACUGUACUAAUUAUAAACAAGGUUAACAACUAGUUCAUUUUAAACUGUAUCAACAAAACAUCUCACAGAUUGUGUACAUACAAUUGUUCUCGUGUAUACUGAAGUGUGUCAUUGUGCAUCAGUUUGUAAACUUUCUCCUAAAAAUAGGAUAAAAAUGACAUUGCUUGAUACACUGUCGAAUUUCAGGUAUUGAGUCUACCUGAUUCUGUAAAGUGUGAACUUAUUAAAAAUUUCCACUUUUGAAGCAUUAUGCACAUUCGUUCGAAUACUUCUAUUUCCAGAAAAAUUUCAUAAAAGUCUUCAAUCACAUUUAUGUUUAACAAAUGGCAAAAUGAGUGAUCUAAAGGAUAUGGAUGGAAUUACUGAACAUUUCCAAGGCACUACUACACUUACCACAACUUUUGAAGGAGACCGAAUAGAUUCAGUUGAAGAUUAUAUUGUCGAUAAUACACAAAUGGAAAACAAUCGGCAAUCAUCACCGUUUAUCGAACGUGAUAUAGAUGAAGAUGCACAAACUGUUAACGAAGAAGAAGAAGAAGUGGUAGAGGAUUAUGUGCACCAUGAUUAUGCGAGAGAGUCAAGCAACAUGAAGAAUGAUAAACAAGUUUUUCAAGAGAAAAUGAAAGAUAUUUUACAGGAAAUGAAAAUGAAAGAAAUUAUUCGUGAGAAAAAUGUUGAUACUAAUCUAAAACAAUCUAAUCCAUACCCAACGAGUAAUAGACCAUUGACACCUGAAUCGAUUGAUCAAACGUUUGAUCAUUCAGGUGAUGAUAGUUAUAUGAAAGAUGAAGAGGUAACUGAAGAAGAGAUACAAGUGGAGGAAGUAAUUGACGAAGAGAAUAAAGUGACAAUGAGAGUCGAUGAUCGAGAAAGUUCUGUUCAAUAUGAAUUUGAACCAGAACCAGAGAAUGACAAAUUUAUUGAAACACAGACACAAAUGAAAAAUGAUGAAUUUCAGUAUGAAGGACGAUUAUCAGAAAACAUCACAUAUAGAUCAGAAGAUUCGAAUUCACAAAGUCGUUUGAUUUAUAAUGAAGUUCCGGCUAUGAACUCUAAAACUAAUGAUAUAGUUAAUUUUGUUCAAGAACACGUACAAACUUUGAAAUUAGACGAAGAGCCGCAGGCUAAUGUUAAAUAUUCUGAACAGUCUAAACAUUGUCACGUACCGGCUUUCUAUAAUGAAGCAAUAGUUGAUCAUGCAGAUAGAACAUUACCAAUUUCAUCUAUAUCUCCGACACUGACAGUUGUACAAACAUCAUCUCAAAACUCGACAAAUUCUAGAUCUCGUUCAAUUAGACCAAUAUAUCAAAGUUCAGUAACUCUGUCUAAUCACAAUCAAUCAACUCCACAUAAUUCUAAAUCAGUUAUGCAUUAUCCUGUUCGUAGAACAUAUUCACCAAGAGAAGAACCCACGAGUCCAACAAGAACUGCAAUUCAUAUUGGAUCACAAGUAAUAUCAGAACAAAGUGGACCAUCGUUUACAAUAUUCUUAAGACGUCCAAACAGUGAACGCCAUUGGGGCUUUUCAUUUUAUGGUGGAGCAGAAUAUGGAUGUCCACCGUUUGUAAACAAAGUGACCUCUAAUGGAUUAGCCAAUCAAGCGGGCUUAGAGGUUGGUGACGUUAUAGUAAGCAUUUGUAAUUCCUUAACAGUUGGCAAAACGUACGAACAAGUCAAGGCGGAGAUUUUACGGGCUGGCAAUGAAUUAGAUCUUAUAUUAAUCAGACGAGGUGUAGACUUAAGUAAAGUUGCACAGAUUGCUCCACAUAUAAUGACUACAUCAUCUUUUGGUCAUCAAUCAUCAGUUGAUUCGGAUAGUAGUAGUCAGAGAAAGUUAUCAACAAGAUCAUUAACACGAGGUCGAUCAUUCCGCCCGAUUCAAACAAAAUCGUUCCGUAUUUUAGAACAACAGCUUAGUAUUAGUGAAAGCACCGGUAAUCCAGUUGUUAAACCUAGACAAAACGUCAAUGAACUACGUAUUAUAACCUCACCUAGCUAUAGUACUACAUUUACUAAACCCUAUGGACAAAAUAUAAACAGUCAAGGAUUUAUUACUGAUGUUCGAAAUAAACCACAACAAAUACAUCACGUAACAACGUCAACAACAUUUAUACAUCCUAAAUCCAAUCAGAAUUAUAAUCAACCGCAAUCCAACUCAUAUGACUAUAGUCAUACAGCGAGUAAUGUUUCUCCAAAUCGGUGGGUAACUACUCAACCUAUUCGAAUAUCAAAUACAAUGAAUACUAAUAAUAUGAACAAUGUUAAUUGUCAGUUAUACCAACGAAAUGAAAAUGUCAACUGGGUAAAGGCUACUCCAUCUAAUCUACAUUCUCAAAGUGAUUUGUAUAAUCAAAGUACUUAUAUAACAAACAGUUACACUGAACAGAGAGAUUCAUCAAGUACUAGAUCUGUUCCAAUCUAUUCUACUUCAUAUUCACCCUAUAGACAACUAUAAAAUCUGGUAGCGGUUAAAUCUUAAACUUCUACUGAAUAAAAAAAAUUUUUUUUUUCCAUAGAUUUCCUUAUAUAAAGUAUACAAUUAUAUUAAAUCAUUUUAUAUAAUAAGAUUUAUCCAUUUGUUUCAUCAAUCUGUUUUAUUUAAAUUAUAUUUGAUAGUUUUGUGAUUUUGUUUCGAUAAAUGAAACAUUCACUUAUCUAUUAUUAGUAUUCUACCUUCAUCUCUUCUUAUAUCGUAUUUUCUACUAUACUUUAUAAUUUUCUAAUAUACUUUAUCUUAAUCUAAUGGAAUGAAAAUGAACUGUUUCAUUUAUUGAAAAAUUGAUCAUUUUCUCCUACCUAAUGUUUGAAUUGCCUUAUCCUACUCUACAUUAUUCAUUCGAUCAGAUUUAAUAUUAUUCUUUUUAAAUUUAGUGCAGUAAAAGAAAAAAUAAUUGAUCAAUGUUACACAUCAUUAUGUACAUUGUACCGUGAACACUUCAAAUAAAUGUACCUGUCAUUGUUGUCAACCCCUUCUCUUAAUCAGUUUGACUGAUACUUCAUAUUUUUGUUUUUAGUAAAUUUUGACUGAAUUGAGUAGUUUGCUAACAUUUCCUUCAUUUAUAUAUACAUAUAUACAAAUUCAUUUGAUCCUAGUAAUUAUACAGUUUAUUUUUUACCAAAAAUAAUUUUGAUGUAAACUACAAACAACUGAAAGAAUAAGUAUUUGUCCCAGCUAUUGUUCAGUUUAAAGUGAAGUCCAGUUAACUUUAGACAGAAUAUAACUUUACCUAGGUAUU
Molecule: messenger RNA, 3423 nt
Organism: Schistosoma intercalatum
Lineage: Eukaryota; Metazoa; Platyhelminthes; Trematoda; Strigeidida; Schistosomatidae
Source: the annotation of a GenBank genome assembly